Molecule: messenger RNA, 1487 nt
Organism: Aspergillus melleus
Lineage: Eukaryota; Fungi; Ascomycota; Eurotiomycetes; Eurotiales; Aspergillaceae
Exons: 1
Coding region: 1-1383 (460 amino acids)
Biological process (GO): secondary metabolite biosynthetic process
Molecular function (GO): acyltransferase activity, transferring groups other than amino-acyl groups
Source: RefSeq, a predicted model, not a curated record
AUGGCCUACUUCGAACCAUACCCGCUGACGGAGCUUGACCACCUAAUGAUGCCCGCAUACAUGCAUUUAUUUCUAACGUUUGAGACUACCAACAUUGAAGAAAAUAUCGCCCUGCUGGAAAAUGGAGUGUCGUGCCUCAUCCAGGAACGGCCGUUUCUAGCGGGUACGAUAGCCAAGCCCCUACCGGAACGCCCGAACCAGAAAGCAUAUCAAGUUCAACCUCCUGCGAGUUUAGAUCUUCACGCCAGUCCCAUGCUACACGUCAAAGCUCAUGGCGUACCUAUCUCGGUAUUGGAACGGGCUGAGAAAACACCGCUGGACUUGAUCGCGGUUAAGCCCCAGUCACCGACCCCCUACCCAUCACCAGCGCUACGCUUUCAAGCCAACAUCAUGACAAACGGCAUCAUAUUAUCGGCUUCCUGGAAUCAUCGCUUCAUGGAUUCGCUUGGAUGUCAGGUUGUGCUUGAUGGUCUGUCGCAAUUCUGCCGGCUGAAGGGGACUGCUGGGGCUACACCAAAGACCACUUCUCCGAUACAGGACGCCACUCGUCGGCAAACUAGCAACAUCGGUGGAUCAACGAAGGAUCAUGCCUCGUUUUACGGUGCCUACAACUACGCGGGGAACCAUUACCAAACUGAUCAAAUAUCGCGCGGGUUUGUCUUUUGCUCUAGAAAGAUCGAGACGCUCAGGGAGGCGUGCAAUUCUCGACUGGCGGAGGUUGGGCAGUCGCUCAAACUCAGGGUCAGCUGUGAUGAUAUAGUCACGGCAAUCGUUUGGCUCUCUGCAGCCAAAGCACGCAACAGGGCCUUUUCGGCGCCUCACUCAUCGCUUAUCCGUUAUGUCAGCGUACGCAAGCUUUUGCGAUCAUCUCUCUCGGCUGCCUUCUUUGGGAAUACAGUCGCUAUCGCCAAAUCCCACUGCAACGUGCAUAAGCUCUCAUCGAAGGACCAUGGCCCCUAUGUGGCAUGCGAAGCCGCCCCGGGCAUGACUCGUGGGAUGAUAAACGACUUAUCGCACCUGGUCUGGUUCAUCCGAUCAGCUGAUACAAGCAUAGAUGAAAAUCACGUUGGAGAGCUUCUCGCGACACUGCGAGCCUCAUUAGACUGGGACUCGCUUACUGUCUCCCCUGCGGACGUAUCAGUCUCCAGCCUCCGGAAGCUCACUCUUUAUGGUCUUGAUUUCGGGGACUCAUUUGGUCCCGUAAGGGACGUGGAAUUUGUAGAUUCUAACCUCCAUGGCCAGAGCAUCAUCAGACCUGCAAGAAACUGUGCUUCGGACGCACCGUGGGAAAUUCGCAUGGCGCAGCCAAAGAAGGUUGUUGACUUUUUGGAGACGGACCCUGUAUUAACAUGGGCUAGUAUCAAUGGACAGCCGAGGCUGUGAAGGGAGCUUCUAGGCAUUUCACCAUGGAAGAGCUCCAGAGCUAUCGAGUCACAGAGAACUGCCUGUCUGCAAUUGCAAAUAUAGGAAAUUAAUAUUCCCUUAUG